GGGACAUUAGCUCCGCCCCUACGCAGUGAUUGACAGGUACAGGGGUAACAGCGGCGUUUUUGAAAGUACUUACAUAACUUAAAGCAGGUAUUACGUCUACUCCUUUAAGUACCAGCGGUAGAAAACACCGUCGAAGUGACCAGGAGCUGGGGAAAGUCACUGCUUUCUACUUUUAACUACCUUGGUGGAUGAGUCUACACAUGUCAUCAGUUCACGCAAGUGUGCGGAAACUGCAACACGGCCAGAGCGUCUACGCAUGUAGAGUCCAUUGUGCCAGGGAAAGGAGGCAGCAUCACACACAGACGGAGUUUCCCGAUCACACUGCCGGUGUCACUGCCCGGUGUGGACUCAUCCAUCUGACAUGGAUUUCAGCGGAUUCUAUUGACCCACCGCGAGCCAGAGGUGAGCGUGGAUGGAUGCUCGCACCCUCAUCGCUGCAAGAUGGAGAUUCUCACCCGCAGCGGUUUGCUCUGGAUUCUUCUGAGGGGAACCUUUGGUCUGAUGAUCAACAAGCUGCCACAAGCCAACGUCACAGCUGACGUGAGAAUGUCCUCACAAGUCCAUCAAGGAUUCUUGCCUUCGGGUUCUUUGGCCAGGAAUUUUGUUCAAAGCCCCAAAGCUGCCUCCACCUCUGUGUCGAAGCAGGGCUUCUGGAAUGUGCUGCGGGUCAAACCGUCAAAGCUUUCCAGGAGCUUCACUUGGGGGGACUUCCACUCCAACAUCAAGACCGUCAAGCUGAACUUGCAGAUCAUGGGCAAGAUAGUGGAUCAUGGUAACGGCUCACUGGCGGUUUACUUCAGACACAACUCCACGGGCGUUGGCAACAUGUCCGUCAGUCUCGUGCCACCAAACAAGGAGGUGGUGUUUGACCUGGAGCGCCAGAGUGUGGUCACCCCGAAAGACUCCAAGACCUUCAACUGCCGAGUGGACUUUGAAAAAACUGAGCGCAGCAAGAAGGUAGUGCUGUGUAACUACGACCCGUCCAAGACGUGUGCUCAAGAGCAGACCCAAAGCCAGGUGACCUGGCUGUGUUCCAAACCUUUCCAAGUCAUUUGCAUCUACAUGUCCUUCUACAGCACAGACUACAGGCUGGUGCAGAAAGUCUGCCCGGACUCCACUCACCACAAUCCAGGGAUCUAAUGCCCCGCAGGGACAGAAACGUGAAAGUCGUAGAAUGAAAGUCAUUUAUCAAUGUUCUAGUAAUAAGUAACCGUUGUCUGCGUAUACAGUUGUUAAUAUCAAGAUGUUCAAGUGACAAAAAUGUACUCACUUGAUAUUUUUUGACGACGUUUUACCUCUGGAUGUGGUGUACUGACAAUGGCUGUCUCUUUCAGGUGCAAUUCACGCUCUCACCUGAGCAGCAGUCAUGAGCUCAUACUCGACACAAAGAGGCCAAAAAACAAAGUAGCGCAUGUUGAGGUGUCGGGUUUGACGGAAAUCAAUAUCAAGGUGUUUUGAAAGAAGCACUGUGCUACUAAAGAGAGGACUUCUUCUCAUUCAUUUUUGGCUAAAUAUGCAAAAGCAUAAAUCCUUACACACUGAAGGAAUCUCACCUUCCAUUAAAAAGUACCUUUCAAAUUCACAGACACCAUAUGUGAGAUCUAUGGCGUAUCUCAAGCUAGAUCAGAAAGUAACUUUUAUCUCUCCAUUGACUCCUGUCAGAUCUUUUGUUAACUUCCCAUGAGGCGGAGUAGAGGGGCGGGAACUUGGCUCCCCAUUUAUUGUAGGCACACCCUAGCGUCUCUACAGCUACCACCAUCUGCUGCCCGUUUGAGCGCAUUGCACCUUGUAUAUCGAACUUUAAACAUCGACGUUUCUUCCUACUGUUGCUACAAAUGAGUGGUUUGACAGAGGUCUGCACUUUCUGAGUGCUAUUCCUGAUUGUUAGCUAUUGAUUUUAUAAACUUAAACUGAAUCCACCAACAGCACUCACCACAACAGACACCACAAUGUCAUGAAUGGUUAUUAGAAAAACUCACACAUAACUGGCUUUGCAUUCAAUACAAAAUAGUUUGUGGUUUAUUCUGUUGGGAACAAAAAAUGGCAACAACUAAGUGUCACUUGUCAUAAGUUGAAAUAUCUACAGGAACGGUUGACGAUGCUUCCUUCCACUCACGUCCGCCCAACGUCACUUUGCAAAGUUUAUGUGGAUUUGCGUUUCACACUCAGUCUAUUCUGAACAUUAAAACGUGUUCACUUCUCUGACAUUCCCCUUCAGUCGCCUGCAAAGAAAACUGUCUUGUUUGUGUCAAAUUGAAACCAUUCACACAAAAAAAACAAGUGUCUCUGUACAAAUUCCUGGGAAAAAAAUAGAAAUGACACAUCUGAGGAAAAAAAAAACAAAUGGAAUAAAAGG
Synchiropus splendidus (mandarinfish) is the source of this 2356-nucleotide messenger RNA. Its product is annotated as neurexophilin-1-like. The transcript is spliced from 4 exons. Gene Ontology annotation, molecular function: signaling receptor binding. NCBI's taxonomy places the organism in Eukaryota, Metazoa, Chordata, Actinopteri, Syngnathiformes, Callionymidae. The record is from RefSeq and is a predicted model, not a curated record. The coding region runs from base 442 to 1140 and encodes 232 amino acids.